AGUGAGGUUGCGCCUGGGUUUCCCUGAAGUUGUCAAAUCUGCUGAAGGGGGAGAGAGGGAAAGUUCCAAAGGGACUGGAGAUAAGAUAAUAACUUCACUUAAAAUUACACACAGGCUGGGCAAGCAGCGAAUACAGACUCUCCAACGUGACCUGAACUCAGGACCUCUCCUCUCGAGCACUUAAGAGAAAGAAAGAGCAAGAGUGGGGAAAGCCCACAAGAUUUCGCGUGGCUGGACUGCGUGGAGCUGGAGCAAUGUUCUGAAGCUGCGAGCGCUGGCAGCCCAGUGGUGGCAACAUGUGCUAAUGCAGCUUCUCUCUGGGAUUGUAUUUUCACAAUGCAGUGGCGCACGUGAUGGAAAAUGUCCUUCUCAGCUGUGAAUGGCUUGGAUGCUGGCCACGAAGAUGACAGAAGUGUCACAGAGCCUGUCACUGAGGAUAGUGCAGACAGCGCACAGCAUCAUGUGAAGGAAGAGGAGGUGGAGGAGGGUGGUGACUCUGUCGCCACUCUCCACAAUGGUUCAUUCUCCACUGACUCAGAAUUCUCCCUAAGUAUCUGUGGGGAUGAGCCAAUGAUAAAGCGCAAGAAGGGCCCGGCCCCAAAAAUGCUGGGGAACGAGGUUUGCAGCGUCUGUGGGGACAAGGCGUCGGGUUUCCAUUACAAUGUGCUAAGCUGUGAAGGCUGUAAGGGCUUCUUCCGCCGUAGUGUCAUCAAGAAUGCACAGUACACCUGCAAGAACAGCGGCAAGUGCGAGAUGGACAUGUACAUGCGCAGGAAAUGUCAGGAGUGCCGGCUGCGGAAAUGCCGAGAGGCAGGAAUGAGAGAACAUUGUGUCCUGUCGGAAGAGCAGAUCCGCAACAAGAAGCAGAAGAAACGGGAGGACGACAUGGCGCAGACGAUGGUGAUGGCGGCAGAGGACUCGCCGGUGAUGGUGGACAUAGCCAGGCUUACAGCAGAGCAGGAAGAGAUGAUCCAGCAGCUGGUGGCCGCACAGCAGCAGUGCAACAAGCGGUCAUUCAGUGACCAGCCGAAAGUAACGCCCUGGCCACAAAGUAAUGACCCCCAUAACCGGGAGACACGACAGCAGCGCUUUGCCCACUUCACAGAGUUGGCGAUCAUCUCAGUACAAGAGAUCGUCGACUUUGCCAAGCAGAUCCCGGGCUUCCUUGAUCUCUCGCGGGAAGACCAGAUCGCACUUUUGAAGGCAUCCACCAUCGAGAUAAUGUUGCUGGAGACAGCUCGGCGGUACAACCACGAGACCGAAUGCAUCACCUUCCUCAAGGAUUUCACAUACAGCAAAGAUGAUUUUGCACGGGCCGGGCUGCAGUUUGAAUUCAUUAACCCGAUCUUCGAGUUUUCGAAGGGCAUGAGGAAGCUGCAGUUGGAUGAUGCUGAGUAUGCCCUGCUCAUAGCCAUCAAUAUCUUCUCAGCAGACCGCCCUAAUGUUCAAGACCAUGAAUUAGUUGAGAGGCUCCAGCAGCCGUAUGUUGAGGCACUUCACUCGUAUUUGCGCAUCAAGAGACCAAAGGAUCACCUGAUGUUCCCUCGCAUGUUGAUGAAGCUGGUCAGUCUUCGAACCCUGAGCAGUGUCCACUCGGAGCAGGUCUUUGCCCUCAGGCUUCAGGACAAGAAGCUGCCGCCCUUGCUGUCUGAAAUAUGGGACGUUCACGAGUGAACGAGGGAAAGGCCGUAAGCAGGAGAGGAGCGGGGCGGAGUAGACUUUUUUUUUCUUUUAUUAAAAAAAAACUGAAAAGAGGAUGAGGGGGAAAAAAUCCGCCUGCUUUUUUUUUUAAAAACUAAAACUCAAAGGAGGAAAAAGGUCGAAGCGGGCCUGACCAACGUGUGAGAGAGGGAGGAUUUUAAACAAAAGAGACGGAUGUCGAACCUUACAUGGGUAUGGGACUUGGAUGUCUGGACAUUGAGGAGACAUCCGUUGCUGCACUUAGUGAACUGAGCUCCAAUGAGAGACUUAAGUCUCCACUUGUUCCUGAGGCGGUGGUUUUGUUACCACAGCUCAUCCUCGUUUAUUGUUUAACAUGCAUUGUUUACCGACCCCUCCCAAAAAAAAAGAUUUUAACAAUGAUUUUUUUUUUUCUGCAGGGUUUUUUUUUGCCCACUAAUAUAUGAAGUUCAAUGAUUUUUUUUUUCUCCCAAUAAGCAACUUUCAAAAAGAAAUCAAAUUCAAUCUGGUAUUGGAAAGUGGUUCUUGCAAAGACUGUAGAUGUGUGUCUGUGCAUUCAGCUGAGAGUUUUAGUCACGUUUCACAUGAAGUGAGUUGGAUCUUGCUGCUGAAUGAAUGGGCAACAUUAUGCAGAGAAGAAACCUGUUUAAUUUUAUAACAAAACAUAAGCACUACAUCCCAUUGCUAAUUAUCCUGAUCUCUGAAGUAAUGAAUUGUUGGUCAUUAAUGUGACUUAGUGAGGUUUCUCAUAAUUACCUUGUAAUUCACUGUCGGUUGUGUCACUGGGGCAUCGAUGUUGUUUUCUCCUGAGGGAUUAUCUUAAUCAGGGAUCCUGUUGAUGCAAAUUGCACAAAGUUCCCCUUAUUUGUUAUGUUCAGAUGCCCACGCUACCUUGGACCUUAUUCAUUCGUAGGAUGUGGCUGUUGCUGGCACGGCCGGCGUUUGUUGCCCAUCCUUAAAUGCCCUUGGGAAGGUGAUGGUGAGAACCCUUCUUCACUACAACUGAGUGGCUUUCAGAGUUGAGAGUCAGCCAUCUUACUCUUUGGGUUUGGCAUCUCACGUGGGCCAGACUGCCUAAGCAGGACAGGUUUCCAUCCCUAAAGGGCGUUAGUGAACCAGUUAUUGAUUGCAUGAGUUGGGAAACUGGUUGAAUUCUGCCAACCAAUCUUGGGGAGAGGAGAAGAUUAUCUUUGAGCAUCGCCAUCAGCCUAGGUUAAAGCCUUGGUUUUUUUCCUUCCUGUAAUUAAUGCACUAGUCUUUGUGUUCUGCCUAUAUCUGCCCUGUAUCUCUCUCUCUACCCGUAAGUAUGUCUUAUCCUUUCUGUGCCUCCCUCUGGAAUUUAUCUCUGACUGACUCUGGUAUGUAUAUGUUUUAUUCUGUGUAUGUCUGUCUGUCCAUUUCUCACUUCCUUUGUGUGUGUGUGUGUGUGUGUGUGUGUGUGUGUGUGUGUGUGUGUGUGUGUGUGUGUGUGUGUGUGUGUGUGUGUGUGUGUGUGUGUGUGUGUGUGUGUGUGUGUGUGUGUGUGUGUGUGUGUGUGUGUGUGUGUGUGUGUACUCUCUCUGAUUUCAUCCCUUAAUUGCGAACAUUGAAUAUUUUCCUCAGUACCCAUCUGAUUUUGACAUCCAACUUUUGGAUGUUCACACAGGUGUGGGUAAGAGAGCAAAAAUGCAGCCAGGAAGAGAAAGAUGAACAAAGAGAAUUUUUUUUAUAUAUUAAAAAAGGGAAAAUUGAGGUAAGUGGAAAUAUAUGCAAAGAUGAACGUAUAAAUGCCUAAGCCAAAAUGAAUCUGAUUUAGACAUCUGAUUACGGGUGGUCCGCAUGGAACAGUUGCAGAUAUGUAUUCUUGCUGUGAAGCAUAUGAAAGCUGUCCUCCCUCUGUAUCUCGCUUUGUGGAGCAAGGAGACAGGUAGCAUGUUGCUUCAUCAUAGUCACUGGGCAAUAUUGGGUGUCACUCCACUGCCCUGUAUCUGCACUCAAAACAUUUUGCAAACAAUGUGGUUUAAAAAGAACGUAUUUUUUCACACAAAUGACCAUUGUCAACAUUUUCACUGCUGUCUUGUUUAAGUCAUUGAUUUCCCCCCUCAAUUUUUGCACAGCAGGAGAACAUAUUAAAUGCCUCCCUUAAUUUGUUCCUUGUACAUUGCCUGGGGUUCCACUCCUCUGGAUGUGUUAACUCAUUUAAAAGGAGUUCAGAUAGAGAUCAGGAACUGAAUGGCCUUCUCUUGUCCCUGUACUCCUUCUAAUUUCUCUCCUCUUGAAGGCAGUGAGGUUUGGUUCUGGCAGUGGAGAUUGGAGGGAUUGGGGGCUCUAGGCACCUUCUGGUAUUCCUCCCAAGUGACCCUAACAUGUGAUGAUCCCUAACAGUGUUCCUCCAUCCUUCAAGGGAAUCAGUGCUCAAGCUCGAAUCGCGUUCUUGUCCAAUACACACACUUUCCAACACUAGUUGGUGAGUUAUUCCUCAUCUGUCCCGCCAAAGAGCCUGAGACCAAUUGUAGUGACCUCGACUCGAGAUCAGCCAACUCAGCAAGGUCCGGGAGUCAAACCCGAGGCCACUGGACAUCUAUCCUUGACUCAAACCCCUCUAAUUCCCAGAUUGCGUCAAUGUCCACGUCCACCUGCACAGUUAGAGGCCAACCUUACUCAACGAUAGUGAAACAGUUUUAAUGAAACCAUUGCUUACAGAUUUAUCCUAAGGAGGUUAGGGGGUCCAAUUCAUUUCCACACCGAAGUAUUUGUAUUUUAGACUUUUCCCUAAUUAAUUGUAUUCUCCUUUCCUUCUUAUUUUGGUUAGAGGGUGGGGGUUGGAGGGAGGGGGGAGAUUGGGCAAGGGCAGGCCUGAGAGAGCAGGCGGGCUAACCUGCUCCCAGACCUUUGUCAAUAUUGUACUUGUAAAUACGGCCUAUCGCCCCAUGAAUGAAAAGGAAAUUGAAGGCUGAUUGUUUUCCUUUUCAACUUAUGAUUUGGGGAAGCACUUUAGAAUGAAUAAAAGCAUUGUGAGUUUUAACUUCUGCUUUUUUACUCCCCUGAAGUUUCUGGUACCUUUCUCUUAAUCUUGAAUGGAAUUCUUACACUGCACACCUCGAAUGUACAAAAUUACCAUUUGAAGGUUUGUUCUGUUGAGGGUUUUUCCGGCAAGGUUUUCCGCUCUUGUCCCUUUUUUUUUGAUGUUGUCCUGUGUUCUAAGGAAACGUGCCUCAUUGCUGUCGACAGACCAGCUUGCUUCUCCUUUGCACAGUCCUGCCAAUUAAUUGCACUUUGGGCUCUUGGCUGAAACUCCGGCCCUAAAAUUCUGCUCCACUUAGAAAAACCACGGACUGAUACAACUUUCGGACAGAAGUUGAGUUUCCUCAUUUGCUGUAUCUCUGAGCUUUCUCCAUGUGAAUGGGAUUUGGAGUGGGGGUGGUGGUGCUAGAACUGGGCUAAAUUUUAUUUGCACCUCUUUUUGUUACCUGUCUAUUCACUGGACCGAAGCACAUUGUUGGGUGAAUAUUGAUGGGGAUUGAUACUCCCAGCCAUUGUACAUUAGCGCAACUGGAAUUAUGAUUCAGAAAAUGGGUGGUGCCCAGCAAAUUUUAGAAACUUUUUGGAGUCAGGAACUUCUGCACCCGUCCAGUUCAGGAAUGUUGGCGCUAGGGGAAUGAAGCACUUUGCAUUUUGAAAGCCCCCAGUGCCAGCACUGGGCAUUCACAGGCAGAGAAGAUUCUACACAGUGGAAAGCUUCCUUUAAUGUGCUCCAUAACAAUGUGCUUCAGUACCAGCUCCAAAGGAGUGUUCCCUACACACUCAGUGCGUACUUUAUCACAGCAACUCUCCCAAAUAAUAUGCUAGAUUUGUCCUUGAGACUGCACAAAUGAAUUUGCCUUGAGAGCCCUACAGUACCGAAAGAGAAGGCAUUCCAUCUGGCAGAGGUACCCUUGAAUCCAAAGGUCAAGGACCAAUGUUGACCCCACUGCACCAUCCAGAACCUAUCACAGAAAGGCUGAAGGCAUCAUUUCCACUCUGUGCACAAGGGAAAGAGCAAAUGGGCAGGAGGAGGACUGGGACUAAAGCAAAAGCAUGGUAUAACUUGUGUCUUAACCGUGAAUGACUACUUGGGCUUCAGGCUUCUCCCAUUCUCUCACCACCUCUCCUGAGGGUGAUGAAUCUCACUGGGUACAGGAUCAUGGGUGCUGGUCACCUGGUCCAAGUGGUCAUCCCUCUUGUGACCCCAACUGGUCUGCAUAAUCGAUACCAGAACACUUUUCCCUGCUCAAGUUCAGUCUCUUUCUUUGGAUUUGAGUUUUAUUUCCAGGUCUGCGGAGAGCUGACAGCCCUGCCAAAAGGCUCUGCCAACACUGCUCUGAAGCCAGUGUUUGGUUCAUAUAUUUUUCCCUUCUCUCUCCCUCAGCACUUUGGAGGUCAUUUUAAUGUGGGUGAUGGUGUAAAAAGGGAUGAUAUGGGACCUUUUAUGCACCCCCCCCCCACCCCAUUCAAUUUUCCAAUUUUGAGAUCUCCAGUUUUUACACCCAAAUGUUAAUGACUGCCUUUGAGUUGUGUAACACUAGGGGAAAACAGUGGUCGUGGGAGUUAAUUCAAGCUGGAGUACAGAUUCUGUGGACACUGGCUGUCCUGCAGUGCCCCACACAAAAGCAGCCACUCUUCAUGUGUGAGUCUAGACAGUGAAAGCUGACAGUUUGAGUUGUACAUCACACACAAUACACAUUUUAAAAGGCUUAAGGGUGACGUUCACCAUGUAGGGGAUUGGCAUCAGUCUGCUAGUUAAUUGCUGAGCAAUGUGUUGUACUAACCUAAUACAUUUCAGUGACACUAAUAAAAUUCAGCCCGAUGCAUUUGGGAAGUUGGAUGUUUUCAUUUGAAGAGCUCUCUCAGGAUCAGUAACUGUUUGGAAAAUAUUUCUCAAUUAGUAAUUUUUUGUUAGCAAUUAAAAUAUUAAUCUGAAUCCAUCAGUACUGGG
This is a messenger RNA of Carcharodon carcharias (great white shark), 6634 nucleotides long. RefSeq names its product oxysterols receptor LXR-beta-like. Bases 361 to 1674 code for a protein of 437 amino acids. Gene Ontology annotation, molecular function: nuclear receptor activity; RNA polymerase II cis-regulatory region sequence-specific DNA binding; zinc ion binding. NCBI's taxonomy places the organism in Eukaryota, Metazoa, Chordata, Chondrichthyes, Lamniformes, Lamnidae. The record is from RefSeq and is a predicted model, not a curated record. The transcript is spliced from 11 exons. Gene Ontology annotation, biological process: lipid metabolic process; positive regulation of transcription by RNA polymerase II; cell differentiation.